AGAGGCAGCAAUGAAUUCUUUUCAACACAAUCUGUUUAUUUCUUUGAUUGUUCUUUCCCUAACUCCAAUCUAUCAUGGUGUGGAAAUUAUUGGAGGUCAUAAAGUUAAACCCCAUUCAAGACCUUAUAUGGUCUCUAUCCAAGAGUACAAUCAUGAAACAAAACGUUAUGAACAUCAUUGUGGAGGGGCUUUGAUCAGUCCCAAAUGGAUACUGACAGCAGCACAUUGUAAAAGGCAAGGAACUUUUCAAGUCGUUCUUGGAGCGCAUUCUCUUUCACAGAAUGAGAAAAGUCAGCAAAAAUUCCAGAUUAAGAAGCUGCACCCCCAUCCACAGUUUAACGCAACAACUGUAGAAAAUGAUAUCAUGCUACUCGAAAUUUCCAGUGAAGCAAAGCUUAACAAAUAUGUGAAACUGCUCAAACUACCAAAAGAUGACAAUGAAGAUGUGAAACCUGGAACUCCAUGUACAGUGGCAGGAUGGGGAGCAACGAUUCCAUAUUCAACAUGUUCAUCCGACACACUUCAAGAAGUGAAGAUACGUGUAAUAGAUCGGAAAAAAUGCCAAGUUAAGCAUUCUUGCAAACGUGUGAUUGUAAUAACCAAGGAUAUGAUCUGUGCUGGUGACAGAAAAGGCAAAAAAGACACGUACAAUGGUGAUUCAGGUGGUCCUUUAAUUUGUAACAACAAGUACAAAGGCAUUGUGUCAUAUGGUCCUCCUGAUCCAAGCACCAAAGUACCUGGGAUUUACACUCGCAUAUCAAAGAAAUAUCUUGACUGGAUUGCAAAUAUAAUUGGUGUUGAAACUUCCAAUAUGACAGCUGAAGAUUUCUACUGAGUGUUGAGUCUCACUGCUACUUGGUUUUGCUUUUAUCACCUUGUCAUUAAAUUGCUUUGCUUCAGGAAGGACUUGCAUACUCUUUACUCAUGCCUUUGCUACACUGAACCACA
This is a messenger RNA of Chiloscyllium plagiosum (whitespotted bambooshark), 948 nucleotides long. RefSeq names its product granzyme K-like. Lineage: Eukaryota; Metazoa; Chordata; Chondrichthyes; Orectolobiformes; Hemiscylliidae. The record is from RefSeq and is a predicted model, not a curated record. Gene Ontology annotation, biological process: proteolysis. Gene Ontology annotation, molecular function: serine-type endopeptidase activity.